This is a messenger RNA of Caenorhabditis angaria, 423 nucleotides long. The record is from the annotation of a GenBank genome assembly. Lineage: Eukaryota; Metazoa; Nematoda; Chromadorea; Rhabditida; Rhabditidae.
AUGUACAAAGUUUUUGACGAAUCGCUCAAAAUCAUAUUAUCCGAUAUACCUUUUGUUCCACAUGAAUAUCAAGGAAUUUCUUAUAAUAUUCCGAUUUUUCUCGACUUGGAUACGAAUUUAAAUUUAUUUAAUCGACUGUUGUUUUGGAUUGAAUUAUUUGCAAUUCUGCCAUCGAUGAUUUUUGUGUCUUGGAUUAUUUGGAUGCUUUCAUCGAUUUCCUUGUUUCAUAAAAAUAUCACAGUAAUUUGGUGUUAUGUUAAUGUUUUUCUGAUGGCUGGAGCAGCGAGUAGAAUUUAUUUGGUGAUGAUUCAAUUGAACUUGGUACCAAAAUUGGAAAUUGUUCUUUAUUUAACUAGUUUCAUACGAAUUGAAUGCUAUGAAGGGUUUUUAUUGAUCAUUCCCGUUGUUACUAUUGAAAGGUAA